GCUGGAUGGGGGGAAACACACACUCUGGUUUCACCUCAGUUAGGUAGCAGAGAGGGCAACACAGUCCCAAAGGGAGGGGCCCGAAGGGGAGGAGCCCCAGGCCCGCAGGCCGCCAGCCGGGAGGGGGCCUCUCUCACUGGGGACUUGGCUGUGCACCCCAGCUCCUGCGCCCCGCAGGGGGCCCGCCUGUCCGCCCCAUGGCCUUGCUGCGGCUCCUCCUGCUGCUGACGCCCGUCUGCUGCGUGCCGCCCACGGACCAAGACCUCAGCCCGCCCAUCACGAACUUACGGAUGGAGCCAGGAAAUCGGAGGCUGGCCUGGGACCUCAGUGGAAAUGUUUCCAGCAUCAAGUGCUACGUCAAUGGGGCUUUAUCCGGAACGGUGAAAAACAAUCGUUAUUGCUUACUGCACGCAUUUCCCAAAUGUGAGGCGUCAAACUACACAGUUCACGCCACCGUGCCCGGCGGGAAGCAGUUUUCCGCGUGGAUCAACUACCCCAGGCAAGAAGGGAACCCCAGGGCGGCCGCGGAGCACCUGCAAUGUCGGGUUCAUGAUUUGCAUUUCCUGACGUGCAGCUGGGCGGUGGGCCCCGAAGCCCCCCGGGACGUCCAAUAUGACUUCUACUUAGAGGAGCUCAGUAACAGCACAACGUGGCCAUGCCCACGUUACACCAAAAAAGAGCUGGACACCCACGUCCAGUGUCAGUUUGCUAACGUCUCCGAGCUUCCCAACGACGAAGAGCAGAACCUUCUGUUCCGUCUGCUGGUGCAGGGCCGCAGCAGGCACUCCCGCGUACCCUGCUCUGAGAUCGUCAAGUCUCUUUCCGAGAUCGAGGAAUUCACCGCACCCAACCUGACUGCAGACUGCAACAAGUCUCUUGCUGUCUUGCAGUGGCGAAUGUCCAGCCACUUCACAAAAACGUUUGACUAUGAACUUAGAAUAGAAGAGGACUCGGGCGCUCCCAUCAUGCAGAACAACCUCUCCCAAAAGUACUGGGUCCUGCCCAACCCCGGGACCUUCACGGUGACCAUCCGAGCCCACGGCGGCCAGUGGAGCGCCCGCCAGCGCUUCGUGUGUGACCAGGAGGACGAAGGGCGCCUGUACGUCUGGCUGAUCGCACUGACCGCGCUGCUGGUGGUGGGGGCCGCGAUUCUUCUGUGCAAAAAGUACUCGGUGCUGCAGAAGCUCUUUCCUCCCAUCCCUCACAUGAAGGACCCCACUGGGGACAAGCGUGUGCACGACGAGAACAUGAUGGUCUGGCAGCCCAGCCUGCCCCCCCCAGAGGACUGUCCUGUGGCCGAGGUGCAGCUUGUGGAGGGCACGUGAGGCUGGACCGGCUCUCGGCCUGGCCAGGUCCCCACUCGGCCUGGUGGCCUGUGGGCAGCAGACAUUUGUCCCGGGCGGGUGGGGAGCAGGGGGCGGAGAAGCCUGAAUAAAGUACU
Molecule: messenger RNA, 1441 nt
Organism: Artibeus jamaicensis (Jamaican fruit-eating bat)
Lineage: Eukaryota; Metazoa; Chordata; Mammalia; Chiroptera; Phyllostomidae
Gene: IL3RA
Product: interleukin 3 receptor subunit alpha
Exons: 12
Coding region: 198-1325 (375 amino acids)
Molecular function (GO): protein binding
Source: RefSeq, a predicted model, not a curated record